Messenger RNA from Melanotaenia boesemani (Boeseman's rainbowfish), 580 nucleotides. It is a transcript of the gene micos10, whose product is annotated as mitochondrial contact site and cristae organizing system subunit 10. The coding region runs from base 146 to 373 and encodes 75 amino acids. The record is from RefSeq and is a predicted model, not a curated record. The transcript is spliced from 4 exons. NCBI's taxonomy places the organism in Eukaryota, Metazoa, Chordata, Actinopteri, Atheriniformes, Melanotaeniidae. Gene Ontology annotation, cellular component: mitochondrion; mitochondrial inner membrane; MICOS complex.
AAAGGUUUCUACACUUUCUCGUUACUUUGCUGUUCUCGUUUUCUUUUUCUUAUCCGUAAGAAAUUAUAUAUUUUCCGACAGCACUUGAAACCAUCACCUGAGCUGCAUUUGACACUUCUAGCCCCCGGAGCAAGCUGGAUUCAGUAUGUCUGAGAAGGAGCUAGGAAAAAAGUGGGACCGGUGUCUGGCAGAUGGUGCCAUCAAACUAGGUACUGGGCUGGGGUUGGGAAUUGUGUUUUCUGUCCUGUUCUUCAAAAGACACACGUGGCCAAUUUCAUUUGGCUCAGGAGUGGGACUUGGCAUGGCGUAUGCCAACUGUCAGAAUAGCCUGAGGUCACAUUAUUUGCAGCUCAGAAGUGAAGAGGAGCAGUAGCUGCACGUCAUCAGGGGACUUUUUAAAUUUUAUUUUUGCAAUGAUUUUGUUUAAUUUUUUUGUCUUGUCAGCGGGAAUGUCACCAUUUGCACUGUUAUACAGUUUGUCAUGUCUCUUUAUUGAUUAUCUCACCCUAGUAUGGCUGUAUGACGUAUGUGCCUGAUCAGGACAGUCUGUUUAUUUUAAUAAAAUAAUCAUAACUACAAA